Panicum virgatum (switchgrass) is the source of this 708-nucleotide messenger RNA. RefSeq lists its product as uncharacterized. The record is from RefSeq and is a predicted model, not a curated record. Bases 1 to 708 code for a protein of 235 amino acids. The transcript is spliced from 2 exons. Lineage: Eukaryota; Viridiplantae; Streptophyta; Magnoliopsida; Poales; Poaceae.
AUGGAGCUUGAACUGGCUGAAUUCAACCCUCGGGAACGUGUGAAGCAGCAGAUUUCAGUCCCAUUUCUCUGGGAGAUGAAACCUGGUGCGCCCAAAAGGGACUGGGUCAUUGCCAAGCCAGUGCCAGCAGUGAGUCCAUGCCCAUCCCCGCCCCCGACCAAGCUUAUUGUGAGCGUGCCAUUCCAGUGGGAAGAAAAGCCUGGGAAGCCUAUACAAGAAGCAUCUCACUUUCAUGUGCUCCCUGACCAUGGUGUCUUUUCAGCAUCUUCCCAGUCACUGAACCCUUUUGUGGUCGAGAGCGAGGAGGAAUACUCGCUUGGUUUUGAUCUGGAAGCAUUUGGUUUUCCAGACAACAACGACACUUCUGGGGCAGCAGCAGCAGCUUGGGCAGAUGGCUCCUCCGGCCGUCGUGACGCUUGGUUCUCGUUUUCAGAGUCGGAAGAUUACAGCCACUCCAGUGGUGAUACUUCAGCCCAGGAACAGGAGUUUCAGUUUCCCCGGGCACCUUCAGAGAAGAGCUGGGAGGUGGCCAACGACGAGGAUCAGCUGACCAAUCCUUGGAGCCCUCCGAGGAGCGCGGUGACGACCCUGGAGGAGCUUAUGGUGCUCAGCCGGAGACUCAGGUGCGGACAAGGGCUGCCAGUUGAUGUCGGCAAGAAGAGCCUCUCAGUGGAGCUCAUCAAGAAGUUUUUAAUCGUGUGUUCUUAG